Mauremys reevesii (Reeves's turtle) is the source of this 3718-nucleotide messenger RNA. RefSeq names its product zinc finger protein 883-like. Gene Ontology annotation, biological process: regulation of transcription by RNA polymerase II. Lineage: Eukaryota; Metazoa; Chordata; Testudines; Geoemydidae. The transcript has 4 exons. Gene Ontology annotation, molecular function: RNA polymerase II transcription regulatory region sequence-specific DNA binding; DNA-binding transcription factor activity, RNA polymerase II-specific. Bases 293 to 2161 code for a protein of 622 amino acids. Gene Ontology annotation, cellular component: nucleus. The record is from RefSeq and is a predicted model, not a curated record.
UUCCAUGGCCCAGAUCGCCUCAGGCAAGUAACUGAACUGGUCUCCGGGUCCUUGAGGAAACAGGGAUGGAAGGAACUUGAGGAAAAAUAAUUUCCUGCAGACUGGAGAGUUUAGUGUUAAUAUAAUAGAGAAAUUCAACCCCAGCUUCCCAGAGCGGAGCCGGUGCUGGCUUAGGCUGUAAUAGCGCAGGGACCUUCCUGUCCCAGCCUCUGGACAGCUGGGUCCCUCCCAGGCCGGCUUGUCCCGUCCCCCUGCGUGCCCAGGGGCAGGAUUCCUGGUCCCUGACUCCGGGAUGGAGCACAGGGAUGAGCCAUGUGUCUGGGAUCUCCAGGGUGCCGAGGAAAGGGGGACCCUGACCGUCACUUGCACAGUAGGUGCUGGGAUGGAGGAGGAUAAUCCCGAGCAGGAAGGGGCUGCAGGGAGGGAGUCUCGCGUGAUGUCCCAGAGCUCUGAGCAGGGAAAGGCCAGCGGGGCUGGACGGCAGCAGGAGACAGAGGUGAUAUCUGCGGAUGAGAUGGACAUCAGGGUGGUGACGGAGCACAACCACGCCCAGGCUGAGGCGCGCCCCUACAGCUGCUCGGACUGCGGGAAGAGCUUCAGCCAGAGCUCCCACCUGGUCCAGCACCAGCGCACUCACACUGGCCAGAAGCCCUACAAGUGCACUGAGUGCGGGAAGUGCUUUGUCCUCAGCUACAACCUCAUUGAUCACCAGCGCAUCCACACCGGAGAGCGCCCCUACAAGUGCGGCCAGUGUGGGAAGGGCUUCAUCCGGAGUUCCCACCUCUUCCAGCACCAGCGCAUCCACACGGGCGAGCGGCCCUACCAGUGCACCAAGUGCGGGAAGAGUUUCAACCGCAAUUACACCCUGGUGAAGCAUUACCACACCCACGUCGGGGAGCAGCCCUUCAUCUGCAGCGAGUGCGGGAAGAGCUUCAGCCUCGGCUCCUUUGCCCAGCACGUCCGCACCCAUACAGGCGAAAAGCCCUACAGCUGUGCCGAGUGCGGCGAGAGUUUCAGCAGCAGUUCCAACUUGAGCCAGCACCGGCGCAUCCACACCGGGGAGAAACCUUACAGCUGUGGCCACUGCGGGAAAAGCUUCAGCCAGAGCUCCAACCUCAUCAAGCACCGGCGCAUCCACACCGGAGAAAGACCCUACAGCUGCCCCGAGUGUGGCAAGACCUUCAACCAGAGCUCAUCGCUCAUGCAGCAUCAGCGGAUCCACCGCGGCGAGCGGCCCUAUGAAUGCACCGAGUGCAGGAAGCGCUUCAUCGACAGCUCCAAGCUCAACAAGCACCGGCGCACCCACACCGGUGAGCGGCCCUACAAAUGCACCGACUGCGGGAAGGGCUUCAGAGACAGCUCCGCCCUCAUGAAACACCAGCGGACCCACACCAAGCAGGGAGGGAAACCCUACAAAUGCCACGAGUGCAACAAAAGCUACAGCCUGAGCUCGAACUUGAGCCGCCAUCGCAGGAGCCACACGGGGGAGAGAUCCCACAAAUGUGCCCAGUGCGGGAAGAGCUUCCACUUCAGCUCCCAGCUUGUCCAGCACCAGAUCAGCCACACUGGGGAGCGACCCUACAAAUGCCCUGACUGCGGGAAGAGCUUCGGUGUGAGCUCCAACCUUCUCCAGCACCAGCGCAUCCAUUGGGUGGAGCGACCCUACAGCUGUGCCAACUGCGGGAAGAGCUUUGGCCACAGCUCCCUCUUGGCCCAGCACCAGCGCAUCCACAUGGACGAGAGACCCUACAAGUGUGGGGAGUGCGGGAAGGCUUUUGGGGUGAGCUCGGCCCUGAUCCGACACCAGCGGAUCCACACAGGUGAGAGGCCUUACAAGUGUCUGGUUUGCGGGAAGAGCUUCAACCUUAGCUCCAACCUCUUCACCCAUCGCAGAAUCCACUGGGACGAGAAACCUUAUAAAUGCCCUGAAUGUGGGAGAAGCUUCAGCCAGAGCUCAAGCCUCAGCCGCCACCAGAUCAGCCAUACGGGAGAACGACCAUACAAAUGCCCUGAGUGUGGAAAGUGCUUCAACCAGAGCUCCCUCCUGAUCCGGCAUCAGCGGAUCCACACGGGGGAGCGACCCUACAGAUGCUCCCAGUGCUGGAAGAGCUUCCUACGGAGCUCCCAGCUGAAGAGACACCAGAGAGUCCACACUAGGUAGGGGGCAGUGACUGAUGACUCUCUGUAGGAGUUCUACAGACCAACCAGGAUCACUUGGAGAAUUGGGAUCAUCUCAACAAGAUGUGUUUUAACACAACCAAAUGCAAUGCUGUACAUUCAGGAAUGUAUUUUGCAUUUACUGGGUGAAGGACUGUAUCCUGGGACACAGUGACUCUGAAUAGGACUUACGGGUCCUGGUGGAUAAGCAGUUGACCGUCAGCUCCCAGUGUCAUGCUCUAGCUAAGAGGGUAACAUGAUUCUUCGAUCUAUAAACUGGCGAAUAUUGAGUAGCAACGGAGAGGGGGUAUCACCUCUGUAUGCGGCAUUGGGGAGACCAUUGUAGGAGACUGCGUCCAGUUCUGGAAUGCACCCUUCAGAAAGGGUGUUGACAAAUUAGAAAGGGUUCAGAAAAGAGCCACAAGAACAAUGUGAGGUCUGGGAAACCUUCUUUGUAGUGAGCCACUAAAGAGGUUUGAUCUAUUUAGCUUAUCCAAGAGAAGAUGAGUCGAUGAGUGGAUCCCAGUACCUACAUGGGGAGGAGAAUUCUGAUAUCAGAAGAUUCUUCAGAGUAGCAGCCAAAGGCUAAAUGAGAUCCAAUGGCAGGAAGCUGAAGGGAGACAAAUUCAGACUGGAAAGAAUGUGUGAAUUUCUAGCAGUGGGGGAAAUUAACCACUGGAACAACUCACUGAGGGAUGUGGUGGAUUCACCUGGAGUCUUUACACCAAGCCUGGAUGACUGUAAAAGCUCUGCUCUAGCACCACCAGAAGUUCUGGGCUGGCUGCAGGAAUCACUCGGAAACAAAGUGUGGGACCCCCUAGCAUAGAAUGUAGGUCACUUCAGGAGCUGAAUGAGCGAUAUGUCAGAGCCCUUCAUUCCCCGCUCCCACCCCACAUCCCUGGGGCCUCCCAGGAGGUCUCCAGCAGAACUACAGAAGAGGAGACUUUGAUCAGGAGCCUUGGUCAGGCACCAGGAGCACACUGGGCUUAGUGCUGUACGUUAUUAGGUAUUGUGACGGGUUGCUCCCUCCCCCUUCCAGGGCAACACCUGAUUUUACUGAGGUAUCACUGAGCCCGCCUGUUCUGCCAGCCUGGGUUCCCUCAUCCUGUCCUGCUGAGCCAGGUCCUCAAGCCUCUUCCAGCACACACCCAGGUAGGGCCACACCCAGCUGCAGAAAGACACAGAUGCUGAGUUCAGCUCUGCAUGGGACAGCUCAGCUCGGGGAUUGCCCAGCAUUCAAGAGCACACCCCCUCUGGAGUGUAAACCCAAAAUUGUCUUGUCUUAUGCUGCACAGACAACUGUACAGCGUAAGCUCAUGCAAAUCACCCCCUCCCUCAAUGGGGAGGAAGAUCUGCUCAGCUUUUUGCCCCCCAGUUAUGAAAUGCACAAACUGGAGAAAACAAACACAAGUUUAUUACCUACGAAGGAUAGAUUGUAAGCGAUUAUAAGGGCUAGCAAACAGAUCAAAGCAUGGGUCACUUGCUGGAGGAUUCUCUGCACCUUGAAGUCUUUAAACCACAAGCUGAGGAUUUCAAUACCUCAGACAUAGGUCAGGGUUUG